AUGACUGCACAGGCAUCGGCCGCGCCAGAAACCGCCGCACCGCCCGCUGCCGGCGAGCAGAAGAAGCUGUGGGGCGGGCGCUUCACGGGCAAGACAGACCCCCUGAUGGAGAAGUUCAACGAGUCGCUGCCUUUUGACAAACGCAUGUGGGCGGAGGACAUUCGGGGCAGCCAGGCAUAUGCCAAGGCACUCGCCAAGGCCGGCGUCCUCACAGAGGAGGAGGCUGCGACAAUUGUGGAUGGCCUGUCCAAGGUGGCUGGCGAGUGGCAGGCAGGCGCGUUUGAGAUAAAGAGUGGCGAUGAGGACAUCCACACUGCCAAUGAACGCCGCCUGAGCGAGCUGAUUGGUUCCACGGGUGGCAAGCUGCACACAGGGCGCAGCCGCAAUGACCAGGUCGCCACCGACACCCGGCUGUGGCUGUACGGGCAGCUGCAGCUCAUUCGCGCUGCACUGCGUGAGCUGAUUGCGGCGGCGGCAGAUCGCGCAGAGGCAGAGGUGGACGUGCUCAUGCCAGGCUUCACCCACCUGCAGCCAGCACAGACUGUGCGGUGGGGCCACUGGCUGCUGAGCCACGCUGCUUCGUGGCAGCGUGAUGACAUGCGGCUGCGGGAUUUGAUGCCACGUGUUGGCACGCUGCCCCUGGGCUCAGGCGCCCUGGCGGGCAACCCCUUUGGCGUCGACCGGCGCUUCCUGUCCCAGGAGCUGGGCUUUGAGGGCCGGGUGUGCCCCAACUCCAUGGAUGCAGUGAGCGACCGUGACUUCGUGGCCGAGUUCCUGUUUGCCUCCUCAUUGCACCUGGUGCACCUGAGCCGCUGGGCUGAGGACCUUAUUAUCUACUCUUCUGGCCAGUUCAAGUUUGUUCAGUGCAGCGAUGCAUACGCCACAGGCUCCAGCCUGAUGCCCCAGAAGAAGAACCCAGAUGCGCUGGAGCUGAUCCGCGGCAAGGGCGGCAAGAUGAUUGGCAACCUGACGGGCAUGAUGGCGGUGAUCAAGGGCACGCCCACCACCUACAACAAGGACUUCCAGGAGUCGUGGGAGCUGAUGUUUGACACGGUGGACACCACGUACGACUGCGUGCGCAUCGCCACGGGCGUGCUGUCCACGCUGCGCAUCAACCCCGACAAGAUGCUGGCGGGGCUGUCGGGUGACAUGCUGGCCACCGACCUAGCCGAGUACCUGGUCCGCAAGGGUGUGCCAUUCCGCGAGACACACCACAUCAGCGGCGCGGCUGUGAAGCUGGCGGAGGACCGCGGCUGCGAGCUGUCUGCCCUGACGGUGGCCGACCUGCAGGGCAUCCACCCGCUGUUUGCGGAGGAUGUGGUGGAGGUGUGGGACUUCAACCGCUCCGCGGAGAUGCGCGACACCGAGGGCGGGGCUAGCAAGCGGAGCGUCCUGGAGCAGGUGCAGAAGCUGCGGGCCUACCUGGCAGACAGCUGCUGA
Chlorella variabilis is the source of this 1440-nucleotide messenger RNA. Its product is annotated as argininosuccinate lyase. The record is from RefSeq and is a predicted model, not a curated record. Gene Ontology annotation, molecular function: argininosuccinate lyase activity. Gene Ontology annotation, cellular component: cytosol. Lineage: Eukaryota; Viridiplantae; Chlorophyta; Trebouxiophyceae; Chlorellales; Chlorellaceae. The transcript is spliced from 9 exons. Bases 1 to 1440 code for a protein of 479 amino acids.